AUGGCGGGAGAUAUCAAAGCGCAUCUAGCUCAAUUCGAAAAGACAAAUAAUGUCCAGGAAAUUACAGCAGCGGAUGAAAUCUAUGCGUAUGAGAGCACCGUACAACAAUCAAUUCUCAACAGUCGACCGUGGUUACAAAAUCCAAAUUAUUUCAAACGGUGCAAGAUCUCAGCAUUGGCCCUGUUGAAAUUAGUUAUGCAUGCAAGAUCAGGUGGCACAUUAGAAGUCAUGGGUAUGCUAUUAGGAAAAAUCGACGGUGAAAAUAUAAUUGUCAUGGAUUCGUUUGCUUUACCAGUCGAAGGAACAGAAACUCGUGUAAAUGCUCAACAAGAAGCUUAUGAAUAUAUGAGUUCAUAUACUCUAUGGGCAAAAGAAGUAAAUCGUCCUGAAAACGUUGUCGGAUGGUAUCAUUCACAUCCAGGCUAUGGCUGUUGGUUAUCCGGUAUUGAUGUAGAUACUCAAAUGCAAAAUCAACAAUUUCAAGAUCCAUUCGUUGCCAUUGUGGUUGACCCAACACGGACCAUAUCGGCUGGCAAAGUCAAUAUCGGAGCCUUUCGUACAUAUCCUAAAGGACAUAAAGCUGAAAGCGAAGCAAUCGAAUAUCAACCGAUUCCAUUGAAUAAAAUCGAGGACUUCGGUGUUCAUUGUAAACAAUAUUAUCCUCUCGAGAUAUCAUUUUUCAAAUCUUCACUCGACAAACGUCUUCUCGAACACUUAUGGAAUCGUUAUUGGGUUAGCACACUGAGCACCUCAACAUUAUUGACCAAUGCUGAUUAUAUCACCGGUCAAAUAAGUGAUGUUGCCGAUAAACUAGAACAAGCCGAAAGUCACUUAGGACGAACAAGUUUUCUUCCAUUACCCGAGCAAGAUCGAAAACAAGACGAUAAAUUAGCUAAAGCAGCAAAAGAUUGCACAAAAACAGCUGUCGAAGCGGUCAAUUCUCUAAUGUCACAACUGAUCAAAGAACGUCUUUUCAAUCAAGUGACAUUCCAUUCAUAA
Molecule: messenger RNA, 999 nt
Organism: Adineta ricciae
Lineage: Eukaryota; Metazoa; Rotifera; Eurotatoria; Adinetida; Adinetidae
Source: the annotation of a GenBank genome assembly